Melanaphis sacchari is the source of this 1165-nucleotide messenger RNA. Its product is annotated as alpha-tocopherol transfer protein-like. The coding region runs from base 175 to 1077 and encodes 300 amino acids. Gene Ontology annotation, molecular function: phosphatidylinositol bisphosphate binding. The record is from RefSeq and is a predicted model, not a curated record. Gene Ontology annotation, cellular component: membrane. The transcript has 6 exons. Lineage: Eukaryota; Metazoa; Arthropoda; Insecta; Hemiptera; Aphididae.
UAUAUGUAUGUACCUACUAUAUAGGCAUGUAAUAUAGGUGAAUGUUUUCAAAACAUACAAGCCAUACAUUAUAUACCGUCUACUAACCACUAAUCAACGUGACGCCGUUUGAUCCGCUACUCUGAUAACUAGAAAAAAAAUUAAUUGUCCAUAGUAUAAUAUUUUUUAUAUAAUAUGUAUCUCUUACCACCAAACGAGACCCAACUUGAAUACAUAAAGAAUGAAGAUUUUUAUCAACCGUUAUACAAACUCGAAGAAGAUGUCACUCAACUCAUGGAAUGGUUGACCAAACAACCACAUUUACCUAAUAUUACUGAUAGAAAAUGGUUAGCACAUUUUAUAACAGGAUGCAAGUAUAGUUUACAAAGAUCAAAACAAGUUAUUGAUUCAUAUUUCGUAGCACGAGCAGAAUUUCCAGAAUUUUUUGGCUCUUUUACUAAAGAACAACUAAAAGAAGCUUCUAAACAAGGAUUAGUAUGUUUGUUCCCGAAACUAACGCCGGAGGGAAACCGAAUUUUCUGUACCACGACCCGACCAUCGUCGGACGAUGAAAAAUAUGACGUCAUGCUCUUUUGUCAAGUAUCCAUUGCUAUUUUGGAUUUGCAGCUUAAGUCAGAGCCCAUGUACGGUAACAUUAUUCUGUACGACCUGAAGCAUAUCCGACUAGCUCAAUUCAUGGCCUUCACGCCCACCUUAACAAAAAACCUGUUGAGAUGUUGCAUCGAUUCAUUUCCACUACGAGUGAAAACUGUCCACUACAUUAACCCACCCAAGUUCAUGAGCCGACUCAUCACGUUCUUCAAGCUAUUUGUGUCGAAUAAAAUCAAAGACAGAAUAUUUGUACACGAUUCAUUGGAAGAUUUGUAUCAAUACAUCCCAAAAGACGUAUUGCCAGACAUAUACGGUGGUACCGGUGGAAAUCUCGAAAAAUAUGAAGAGGAUAUGUUGGAACUUUUGAUGGCUAAUAAAGAAUGGUUAGAAGCACGACCAAAGGCAGAUUUGUCAAGACGACCAGAACAUACAAAAGCAGAUGAAUUGGACAUGAAUGGUACAUUCAAAAAAUUACAGAUUGAUUGAAUUUCCACUCUAAAAUAUACUGAUUUGGAAAAAAUCUGUAGGGAUUAUUAAUAUUAUUCAUAAUUUAUAAUAAAUAAUUAUACAAUGA